Molecule: messenger RNA, 1506 nt
Organism: Dimorphilus gyrociliatus
Lineage: Eukaryota; Metazoa; Annelida; Polychaeta; Dinophilidae
Source: the annotation of a GenBank genome assembly
AAUUAAGAAGUGAAAGUCGCGUCGAGUUGAGCGUUAGACCAGCGCCAGCCGCAUUAGGAGUUAGUCUAAUAAUGAUUGAAAGCAUUGUCAGUAGGUGAUAUCGGCAUGCUUAAAAUGUGCACGGAAGCCGUUUCAGCAUGGAAGAACGAUCUCCGGGGUACGGCGGAAAUGGAGUGUCAGUUUGUUCUACAAGGAAAGAGUAUAAUUGGUUUAGUACAAACCGCCGACGUUAUGAGACCGACUGAACCCGUUUCUGCUGCAAGUGAUACUAUAAGAGGAAUUAAAACUCGAGCAAAGUUAAUUGGCAGUGAAUAUAGUAAACUACAUAGGCGAAUCGAAAAAGAGCAUAGACAUACCGCUAGAUCACAUUCUUUGAAAAUGACGACGUCAAUUCGAUGCUUCUUGCACGACUAUAGAUUGAGCGAAGGAAGUGAUACAAGAAUGCUAUUGCUUAAAUGCUCGAAAUUGGUCGACUUUUGUAAUCUAGAUAUUUUAACAGAGGUUGGUGAAAUGUUUAGUAAACUGGUGGACACACUUUUAGAAGAAAAUGUUCGAACUAUCGUUUCUGAAUUAGCCAAUUCCAACUCCCCGAUUCAAGCUCAGUGUAUAUUAGCGGUCAUAAACAAUCUGGUUGACAAUAGCCAGCACUUGUCCAACAUAUUGGCACGGGAAGGUGGAGUAGGUGUGCUCUUGAACUUUGUUACCACCCAGAGAUUUAAACCGAUUAGGGCCCACUGUCUUCACGCUUUGGCUAAAACCUGUUGUGAUCGUGAGAGUAUAGUCGAGUUGGAAAGGAUAGGCGGUCUGAUUAUCACCAUAAAUCUUCUAUCCGACCCAGAAGAGGAGGAAAUCGUUCGAGCGGAAGCGGCUGGACUGAUAGCUCAGUUAUCUUCCCCAGAUUUGGAUUACAGAAUGCCUUCUUUAAUUGAAAAAAGUGUUGAUUUAAUCAAAUUUCUUACUGAACUCUGUAACAUAGCUAAGAGAGCUGAUACGUUUUUAUUAUCUAUUGCUAGUUUAGCGAACUUUACUUUUAUGCGUACAUCUCAUACUUUUGUCCAACUCAAUACGGUUGUGACACUAACGGACGUUUAUUCAAAACACAAAGAUCAUGCUGUUUACAUUCAGGAUCAAUUAGCGACUAUUCUUGCUAAUUUAUCUUCAAGUGAGACAUUGGCUUUGAUUGACUGUGGGGCUGUUUCAAUGUCGUGUCGUCUGAUUGAAAACGUUCAAUUAGACGGCUCUGAUGCUUCAAUGAGAGCCGUUCAAAAAGCGGCUAUUGCUUUAACUAGACUUUGUAAAACUUCAAAGGAAACGAAUCAAGCUGCCAAAUUUACUAAUUGCUACGAAAAGCUAUUACAAAUCCAGCAAGAUGAUCGGAUAAGCAACACAAUUCGACUAACUUGUUUAGCAGCAGCCCAGAAAAUACGAACAAGCCUGAGUCAAACUAGUUUGAUAGAGUCACUUAAAAGAGUAUCAAUUCGUGAUAAAUCGGUUGUCGUUCAAUAG